Molecule: messenger RNA, 1334 nt
Organism: Syzygium oleosum
Lineage: Eukaryota; Viridiplantae; Streptophyta; Magnoliopsida; Myrtales; Myrtaceae
Product: ACD11 homolog protein-like
Exons: 4
Coding region: 256-963 (235 amino acids)
Biological process (GO): intermembrane lipid transfer; ceramide transport
Cellular component (GO): cytoplasm; membrane; cytosol
Molecular function (GO): ceramide 1-phosphate binding; ceramide 1-phosphate transfer activity
Source: RefSeq, a predicted model, not a curated record
GAGAGAGAGAGAGAGAGAGAAAAGUCCAUGCAGACAGACGAAAAGUCUUGGCCUUCGGCAACCCGCACGAGUAGCGACCCUCCGUGUCCAUCACCUCCCGUUUCGACCUCCCUUCCCUGCUCAUAUUUAGGAAGGAAAGCUCCAUUGAUCCAACGCACGCAACCCCCCUCUUCCCACCGUCUCCGCAAUCUCCUUCCCAUUACCAGUCAACCACGCAGAGAUACGAAUGCGAACGCGAACGCAAUAUAGCUCGCGAUGAUGAUGGGAGAAAAAGCAGAGGGAGGGAGCCGCCAGAGCAGCGGCGGCGGCGCCUCCCCCCACCACCGCCCGCCGGGGGCCGCGCAGGCCGCCGCCACCACGCCCCUCUCCGGGAUCGCGGAGGCGUUCGAGGAGAUGGCCGGCCUCCUGCGGUCCGACAAGGGCGGGGGCGUGGAGCUCCGCUUGGACAAAUUCUGCGACGCCUGCUCUCUGGUCUCUGUUCUCUUCGGUUGCCUCGGCCUCGCCUUCAAGUUCGCCGAGAUGGAGUACAUCGCCAAGGUACGUGAUCUUGUGGAGGCAUCAAAGACACAUCGCACAUUACAAAACAUACUGGAUCUCGACGUUGCAAAUAAUUCAGUGAGAACUCCAGGAAGUCAUACACGUAAUUUACGCCGAGUUAGGCAGGGUCUUGAUCUCAUCAGAGCUCUAUUUGAGCAGUUCUUGUCUUCUGACGAUUACUCAUUAAAGGAUGCGGCUACCACAGCCUAUACACAAGUUUGUGCGCCGUUCCACACGUGGGCAAUCAGGACAGCUGUUUAUGCUGGAAUGUAUGCUCUUCCAUACAGGGAUCAACUUCUGCUAAAGCUCAAUGAAACUGAUAAGACGGCCGAGAAGAAGAUGAGAAGGUAUAUCAAGGCCUCGAUCCCAGUUAUACAGUACAUUGAUAAGUUAUACAUAUCCAGGAAUAUUAGCUUGGACUGGUGAACUGAUACGCCUCGCUUUCAUUCAUGUCGAUAGCUUUGACCAAUCUCUCCUUGUACAGAACAAGACUUUUCAGGCAAUUUUGUUGUCUACAUCUCUGUCUCCCUUCACUCCCUUCCUUCAUGCACCCCCAGCUUACGGUGGGAAAACCUUAUCUAGGAGUGAAUACCGCAAUUGUUCCGCAGCUUCUGCUUCCGUUAGGAUGCACUGUGACACGAAGCUAUUAUGUAGAAGGAUAGUCAAGGGAUUCUCGGACAAAGUACGAAGUAGUUACAAACACUUGAUGAAGGAAGGGAUGAUUGAUAAAAUACAUGUACCGCCAAAGAGACCAAAAGGAAAUAAAAAGUUAUAGAAAGCUGUGAAUCAUUCAAUUA